AUGUUAUCGUGCUAUCACGAAGAAAACGGAAUACAUAGAAAGAUUUAUUCAGAAGGCAGUGGGAUAGCUCCCAAUCAGUUAUUGAUAAUCUUGACGGACUCAAGUAGAACACCGCGUGAUAAAUGCUCAAAUAUUCAUGCUGCACGUGUUGUCACACAUCCAAGCACUGGGAGUGCAUCAAUUACUAACUUGAGUUUACAUUAUGAUGAUUUUCGUUCAUUAUUAAUUGACCUUUUAUUGAUAACGCCUAAUGACACUUCACAUCGUUUAUCUGAAUGA
Molecule: messenger RNA, 279 nt
Organism: Schistosoma bovis
Lineage: Eukaryota; Metazoa; Platyhelminthes; Trematoda; Strigeidida; Schistosomatidae
Source: the annotation of a GenBank genome assembly